Molecule: messenger RNA, 1566 nt
Organism: Aspergillus pseudotamarii
Lineage: Eukaryota; Fungi; Ascomycota; Eurotiomycetes; Eurotiales; Aspergillaceae
Exons: 3
Coding region: 1-1566 (521 amino acids)
Source: RefSeq, a predicted model, not a curated record
AUGGCAACUCAACUUGAAUUCUCCGCGCUUAGAGACGCGAUGAAGGGCUUACAAACAACCGAAGGUUACGAUGUUCUGGUGUCUUACUCUGAGGAAAAAAUUAAUCAGUUUCUCCGGGCGCGCUCAGAAGAACUGAAGUCAGUCCUGGAAAUUGGCCCACUCAGGACAUCUGUCAAGUUCUUUGGCAGGAAAUACGAUGUUGACAUUUACAUGAGUUUGGACCAUCCUCUUCUUCAAUUCGCGGACGACCGUGGAAACAUUGUUCUGAAAUAUAACAUCCAAAAAGCACACUAUGAGGAUAUAAAGACCAAAGAUACCACCACCUUUCCCGCCGGCAUGGUGUUAAGCUUUGAUACAAAAUUUGCCAAUGCCACUGGUACAGUGGAAUCAAGUCAGAGCAAGGAUGGAUUCGCGGGAAGUGGGAAAACCGCAUCGGCAAAUGAACUAGUUAUCAUCAACCCAAACGAGAAGAACGUGUCACAGGGUGUCUGCAUCACCUUUGAGAAAGCCUCGGUCGAUUUAAUAGGCACCACGGACGCUUCCAAGGAGGCUGUUCAAGAUAAUUUAUUCGUGUUAGGUGCUCUCAAAAAGUACUUCCAGGCUAAUGCCGAACUCAAAUACUAUGUCGCCGGUGUUUCCAAUGAAUACAAACCAGAGUCAGGAUCUCAUUCCUUACAGCCUCGCUCAUUUUCUUUCAGCACAUUGAAAGGCAAUACUCCAAAGGAUAAAUCGGCCUUGUGUAUGUGGAUCUCAGUGAAAGAAGGAACAAACCGAGACCAAAGCUCCAAUAAGGACUUCACAUCUAUAUUCCAUGCCACGGGUUUGAUUCCUAUUCCCAGCGGACGCAGUUGCAGCAUUAUUAUGCACAAUGAUUUGGUUGCCAAACAAUUCUUUAUGUCUGGUCUAAGCACAGGGUUCAAGAAUAUGUCUAGUAAUGGUGAAUUGAAAUUCAGUGGAAACAUGGUAGCCGAUGAUGUUGUAGUCCCGGCGAGACCUCGGACCAAUCCUGUUAAAAUGGAUGGUAUUACAUUCAGCCCGUCUAAACCGGUGACAUCAAUCUCUUUCAGCAGCGACAUCAAUUCCAAGGCUCACAAGAUAAGCUACACCAGCGAUGAGCAGCAUGUGGACUGGUCAUAUUACACAACUACCGUCGGCAUGAACGGCGAGCGGUGGAUGGUAGAACACCAUGGCACAACAAAUCUUGUGUUUGGAUGGACCGCAACAGGCUCAUGGAAAGAUAGAAAGACCACUGGUCACCCUAAUAUGCUCGGCCUCGAGUGGACAGGUGACAAAGAUUGGACGAUCACUAAAUCUGCGAAGGACCAAGAAUGGUGGGAAGUUAUCACUGGGGGCAGCACCAAUAUUCCUGAGAAUCUUCAGAACUUAACGGUCCCCCGUCCGAAUGUGGAUCUGGAGAUGAACACACUCGACUAUUUUUUGACUACGAACUUACUUUAUCCGGGCAAGCACAUCUUCAACGCUGAUGAUCCUUCUUCAGCCAGCACUGACAAAGGACUUGCCCUUCCUCAUGACUUGAUUUUGACUGGCGAAACCAAGAUCAAUUGA